CACAAGUUUUAAUAAAGUGGUUGAAAAGGUAAAAGUUGUGAUUGAGAUUUGAAUAUAAUAAAGUGAAAUAUAUGGACUACAUCUGUCUUUGCAAAAAGGGAAACAAGACCCUAAGACAUCAUUUUUUGGGAAGGGGAUAGUAUAAAAUUAUAAGUUACACACUAAUAAUCAGGAACUGUGUCUCUGUGUUGUGCCUCGAUCCUAGAAAAUCUCCAGAUUUGAAUUAGCAAGUCUCCUCUUGUUCCAGCUUGCCUUUCCUCCAACUUUCUGUUCAGUCGUAAUUCCGGCUUGCUUUCCAGCCCUUUUUAGAGUAAAAUAGUUGAAACCUCUUCAACUGUACGUAUAUGUAUUCUUGCACAGCGUGACAGCUUCAAUUUCUGGCAUUAAUCUUCGGCUGUUUACAUAGAAUGCCUGAGAAGCAGUACUUAUAUGAGCUUCUGGGAAAAGACCAAGAGCCGUUUCAGCUAAACGGUUAUAUUGCCGAGCGGGAGGGUCAUUUCAGUGUGACGGCAGCCACCCGUUCACCGCCGCCCAAAACCAACUCUAAUCGUCUCAAGAAAAAACUCAUCCCCAUCGUUGAAUCCUCUGCCACCAAACUCUGUUCCCAUUCCUGUUUCUCCUCCAUCCAUGGGUCAUCGCCGGAGGUCCGAAUGUCUCAUCUCAGCUUCCCUUCUCCUAUAUCGUCCAAAAGAGCGGCCGGCGGAGUUCUUCUUCACGUUCCGCCGCAAACGGCGGCUCUGCUUUUGGAGGCUGCCACGAGAGUCCUGAAGCAACAGUCUGCUAGGAAGCCCAAAAUCCAGAGCCAGAACGUCGGGUUUGGACUGUUCGGGUCAAUUCUGAAGCGGUUGAGGAACAAGAAACGGGAGAUUACUAAUAGCGUAGUUGAUAAAGAACAAGAACAUAAAUUUUCUUUAGUUAUGAAGGGGAAGGAGACUGAGGAGAGGAAUGGUAAUGAAAGGAUUGGAUUUUCUUGCUCGGUGAAUCAUAGUAGGCGAAGCAGUGUGGGAUGGUCGGAGAGCAACGAGGAGAAAUCUCUGGAUUUGGAGACUUCAAGCAGUUGGAGGUCUGAAGACGACGACUUUGAAGAAGUCCCUUGUCGCCGGCGACCAUGCUCGUCUUCUCCGGCGGAAUCUCCGACUCAUUGCAGAAGAGAGGAGAAAGAAAAGUAUGAAUACGAAGACUUGGGAAGAGAUGAAGAAGAUGAAGAGAAUGAGGAGAAAGAACAAUGCAGUCCAGUCUCAGUAUUGGAUCCUCCAUUUGAAGACGAUAAUUAUGGGCUAAAGGAGGAAGACGAAGAGAAGGAAGACGAUCUUGAACUUGAAUGUGCCUACGCCAUAGUACAAAGAGCGCAGCAACAGCUACUGGCCAAGCUUAGUAGAUUUGAGAAACUAGUGGAGUUGGAUCCGUUUGAGCUCGAGAAAAUACUGCAAGAAGAGGAAGAGGACAAUGAGGAUGUGAGAAGUGAUGAGGUCAUCCCGCUCGAGACGAAGAAGUGUGUCACGGACCUGAUCUCAUGGAAUGGGUUGAAAUGGGAUAGCAUAGACAAGAUGAUAGAGUUGGACAUCCGUGCAGGGCCGUGUGAAUGGAUGCCAUUGGCAAACCAAGUGCAGGAAGAAACCGUCACAGAUAUCGAGGUCGCAAUCUUUGGAGUUCUGGUGGAUGAAGUCUCAGGUGAACUCAGUGGGAGAAUGAGUGAAGUUUUGACAUAAAUAACUGAUGGUUGGGCUAAUGGACAGCAUUCUAAUUAAUUAACAUGCACCAAGGAGGAAGGGAUAUGCUAAUUUAUAAGCUAAUGUGUCUAUAUAAACGGGGUUUAUUCUGUUUAUUCUGCUCAUGCCUAUAGAAUUAAGUUAUGGUGUUACCAUGUAUGAAAACUUCUCAGGUUAAAUCUGUCUUUAGAACAAUAAUACUAUCAUAGACUAAUAUUACCUGCGGGAGCAAGGUUGUUAAGUUUUUGAAUCAUUUAUCCUUUUAUGAAUCUUGUUUAUUUAC
Messenger RNA from Cuscuta europaea, 1992 nucleotides. The record is from the annotation of a GenBank genome assembly. NCBI's taxonomy places the organism in Eukaryota, Viridiplantae, Streptophyta, Magnoliopsida, Solanales, Convolvulaceae.